Lampris incognitus (smalleye Pacific opah) is the source of this 2133-nucleotide messenger RNA. RefSeq names its product neuregulin 2b (gene nrg2b). NCBI's taxonomy places the organism in Eukaryota, Metazoa, Chordata, Actinopteri, Lampriformes, Lampridae. The record is from RefSeq and is a predicted model, not a curated record. Gene Ontology annotation, molecular function: signaling receptor binding; metal ion binding. Gene Ontology annotation, biological process: nervous system development; intracellular signal transduction; animal organ development. The transcript has 12 exons. Bases 1 to 2133 code for a protein of 710 amino acids.
AUGAGGCUGGAUCCGGUGCAUUUCUCCAUGCUGGUCAUUGGGGUCUCCUUCGCCUGCUACGCCCCGAGUCUCAACUCCCUCCAGGACCAGGCGUACCGCUCCGCCGUGGUCAUCGAGGGGGAGGUGCGCUCCUUCCCGGAGAACGUCUCCUCCCGGGAGCCCUACAGUGUGAAUGUCAAAGUGCUGGAUGUGUGGCCUGUCAACAGCGGCGGCCUCGAGAGGGAGCAGCUCGUCACCGUCGGGGACUUCGGCUCCGAGGCCCCGUGCACCACCGUGGAGAAGGACCACAGAUACAUCUUCUUUAUGGACCCCACGGCUGAGCCCUUGGUGUUCAAGGCAUCGUACGCCCCUCUGGACGCUAGCGAGCCGGAUCUGAAGAAGGACGUGGAGAGAGUGUUGUGCGAGGACUGCGCCUCGGCUCCUAGGCUGCGGCCCAUGCGGGGCCAGUCUCUGCUGGAAGGGGACAAGCUGUACCUGAAGUGCGAGGCGUCGGGGAACCCCAGUCCUUCCUUCCGCUGGUACAAAGACGGCCACGAGCUUCAGAAAGGCAGAGAUCUGAAGAUAAAGACCAACAAGAAAAACUCCAAGGUGCAGAUAAGUCGUGUGCGGGUGGAGGAUUCCGGCAACUACACGUGUGUGGCUGAGAACUCGCUAGGCCAGGAAAACGCCACGAGCUUGAUCAGCAUUCAGAUAUUGACCACCACCACCCCCUCAGCAGGCGUGAGUCACACGCGGCGCUGCAACGACUCGGAGAAGGCCCACUGUGUCAACGGAGGAGACUGUUACUUCAUACAUGGUAUUAACAAGCUGUCCUGCAAGUGUCCUAAUGAAUAUACGGGGGACCGCUGUCAAAACUCCGUCAUGGCCGGUUUCUACAAGCUUCUCGGGAUAGAAUUUAUGGAAGCUGAGGAGCUCUACCAGAGACGGGUGCUGACUAUAACGGGCAUUUGUGUGGCUCUGUUGGUGGUUGGCAUCGUUUGUGUGGUGGCAUACUGCAAAACCAAGAAGCAGAGAAAGAAAAUGCAGAGCCACUUGCAUCAGAACCAGAACCAGUGCGUGGAGCAGCCCAACCGCAUGCUGGCCAAUGGCCCCAACCACCCAGGGCCUGGACCUGAGGAGAUCCCCAUGGUGGAUUACAUCUCCAAGAGCAUCCCCACCACUGAAUGUGUGAUCAGCCACGGAGCGGAGGGCGCAGGCAACUAUGCAGGCAGCCGGAUGUCCACCCGCUCCCACCACUCUUCCACUGCCUCACAUGCUUCCAGACACGAGGAGCAGACUUGGAGCAUGGAGCGGACAGAGAGUAUGAACUCAGACUGCCAGUCGGGGGGUCUGUCCAGCUCGGUGGGAACCAGUAAGUGCAGCAGCCCGGCAUGCAUGGCGCGGAGGGCCACCCACUGGGGCUGCGCGACGUCUGGGCAGGGCAUGCAGUACGGAGACUCCUACGACUCGCUGAGGGACUCGCCUCACAGUGACAGGUACGUGUCGGCGCUGACCACGCCAGCACGCCUGUCCCCGGUGGAGUUCCACUACCCCCCGUUGCCACCCCAGGUGCCCACUUUCCAGAUCACCUCGCCCAACACAGGCCACGCCCUCUCCCUGCCCCCCGCUGCAGCCGCCUACCACAGAGAGGAUGACCAACCACUGCUACGAUGCCCUGAUGAUGGACUCUUAUACCGGCAGCCCCGUCGCCCGAGACGACCCUACCUGACAGAAAGCACGGGCAGCCUACCGUCGAGCCCUUACCGUCUGCCUGAUGACGAGGCCUACGAGACCACCCAGGAGUACGCCUCCUCGCGCGAGCCCAUCCGGAGCAGGCGGCGUCCACGACGCAACCGCCUCAACGGACACGUGUCCCAGCGCGCCGCGGGGCUGCGGGACUACAGCUCGCAGAGCUUCAGUCAGUCAGAGGAGGAGGACGAGGACGAGGAGGAGGACGGCCACGGGGAAAGCACCCCCUUCCUCAGUAUGCAGAACAUGAACGUGGACCUGCCUGUGACUGUUUCGGGCCUUCGCUCGUCGUCGGGGGCCGACACACGGACUCACCGUGGGCUAAACCGGCCGGGGAUCCGCAGCAACGGGCAGGGCCGGGGCGCCCAGUCACAGCGCUCCAAAUCUGACAAUAUGCCCCUUUAA